Mytilinidion resinicola is the source of this 523-nucleotide messenger RNA. RefSeq lists its product as uncharacterized. The record is from RefSeq and is a predicted model, not a curated record. NCBI's taxonomy places the organism in Eukaryota, Fungi, Ascomycota, Dothideomycetes, Mytilinidiales, Mytilinidiaceae. The coding region runs from base 176 to 442 and encodes 88 amino acids. The transcript has a single exon.
CGUGCAUUGUUGGCGUUUGGUAUUGGUUAUGGGUUGGGACGACGACGGUCAGAAAACAUUUUCAGCAUAUCUGCAUGGUUAGAGUAUAUCUUUUUUCGAUUUCUUCUUUCCAGCAUAUCUUCGAAACGCGUUGUAGGGCAUCCUUGCUGCCAAUUUGCUUCCCACGGACAGCCAAAUGAGAGCCCCCUACAACUGUUUGCUCGCAUUCGCUUUCUCCCUUACACUGAUGGAUCCAUUGACGUGGCACCGCUCACAAAGAACGUUUAGUUCGUCCAUAUCUCCAACAAUCCGGUGUGGUUUAGUUGGCUAUAAUACCUGCGUGAUCGCGUUGUCAUCUCCACUCGGGGAUGGCAGGAGACCUGAGUUCGAUCCUCAGCGCCGGACACCUAAUUCUUUUGAAUCUCUAUUUUUUGUCCGCCUAGUUUUGUUAAAGGGUGUUUAGAUUAACGACUGGUGAAUUGGGGGCUGCGCUAGUUGGUUUCUAGAAUUAGUCAAAGAAAGCACACACGAGCCUAGAUGGGGG